This is a messenger RNA of Brassica napus (rape), 2532 nucleotides long. RefSeq names its product lactosylceramide 4-alpha-galactosyltransferase-like. The transcript has a single exon. The record is from RefSeq and is a predicted model, not a curated record. NCBI's taxonomy places the organism in Eukaryota, Viridiplantae, Streptophyta, Magnoliopsida, Brassicales, Brassicaceae. Bases 375 to 1565 code for a protein of 396 amino acids.
AGUAUAUAAUAUAUAUUUAAUUUUUAGAUAUGUCUUAGUACUAAAAAUCUUCAACAUGGCAUUCCUACAAGUUAGUGGUACGCACAUCUUCUGCAUAUCCCACAAGUUGAAUCAUAUGUUAUCUAUAUGACAACCAAACUCCCACAUAAGAUUGACCUAACAACAUUAUAAAAAUGUACAUUUAUUUCAUAUUUGUAUAGUUUACUUUUGUUUAAAACCAUAAAAAUCAAGAAUGGCCUUAUAGAAAAUAGGAUAGAUGAAUUCUACCUCUCACCAAAACACCUUUAAACACAUUUUAAUAUUACAACUCUUAAACUUAUCAUUCUUGUGAGGUUUUUGACUUUCCCUCUCUGUUCUAAGGCAUUCUUGUAACAAUGGAGAAGGAUAACAGCAACAAGAAGAGUCUCUCUGAACAACUCAAGCACACGAAUUCCCCGGUGUUCUCCACCGCCAUUUUCUCCUUCAUAAUGCUGCUUGUUGUGGUGGGAACAAUGCUCUCAAACAUGUCUCUAGAGUCAACUUUCUUCUGGACUUCACCGACCUCUGAGGUAAUCACAAUGGAGAGAAAGCCACUGGCUCCUCCUAAGAACAGCACAAGCAGAUACAGAAUCUCUUGGCUUCGUUCUCAUCUCAAAGAAUUCGAGGUUUUCAAGUCAACCAACCUUUCAGAGAAGUUUCACCAAAGGGUUCUUGAGUCUUUAAAUGAUGAAUGUGAGGUUAGAUUCUUCAUGACAUGGUUUUCACCAGCAGAUUAUUUCGGCAAGAGAGAAUUUCUAGCUGUAGAAAGCGUCUUUAAAUCUCAUCCUCAAGGCUGCUUGAUGAUCGUUUCAGGAUCCAUGGACUCUCCACAAGGAAGUACCAUCCUUAAACCAAUAAGUGAUCUUGGUUACAAGGUGUUUGCAGCCACACCAGACGUCUCAUCCCUUCUUGAGAACACACCGGCCAAAACUUGGUUUCAAGAAAUGAAAAGCUGCAAAAGAGAUCCAGGGAGGAUACCGUUAUCUCAGAACCUUUCAAACCUCGCGAGGCUAGCGAUUCUAUACAAGUACGGAGGCGUGUACCUGGACACGGACUUCAUCGUCACUAGAAGCUUUAAAGGGUUGAAGAACUCAAUAGGAGCGCAAACAGUUGUGGAAGGAGAUUCAAAGAACUGGACAAGGCUGAACAAUGCGGUUCUUGUCUUUGAGAAAGAACACCCUCUUGUUUACAGCUUCAUGGAGGAGUUUGCUUCCACUUUUGAUGGGAACAGAUGGGGACACAAUGGUCCUUACUUGGUGACAAGAGUAGUGCAGAGAGCACAAGAGACUAUAGGGAACAGUUUCACAGUAUUGCCACCAGUAGCGUUCUAUCCAUUUAAUUGGAUAGACAUUCAAAGAUUGUUUCAAACGCCAAGGAGCAGGAAUGAGACUACAUUACUCAAAGCUGAUCUGAUCAAGCUGAACAAAAGAAGCUACGGGCUGCAUCUGUGGAAUAAGAUCACUAAAAAGAUUAAGAUUGGAAAAGGCAGUGCCAUAGACAUCAUAAUUUCAGACCAUUGUGUUGUUUGCAAAGGAAUCCAAAGAUGAAGAGAAUCAAAUCAAUGUCUACGACUCUUAACUCUAAUCUUGAUUGUCUAAUUUUGUGUAAGAUUUUGUCCUAAGCCCUAAAUGGUAAACUCUUUUUCACUUCAUAGUCAAAUACAUGAUGUUUAAUAUCUUACACUCAACUCCCUUGUGACACACGUAUCACAACCUCAAAACUCCACAUCGAACUCUCUUUGUCUUAAUGCCUAUAUAUGUGUUGUGUGAUAGAUGAAGGCUAGAAACAGAUUAUUUGCCAACAUUAAAACAUAUACUAUACAAAUAUAUAUGAAGAAAAAGGAAACAUCUAUCCACAAGUUUCCUUUUCUCUAUUAUUGUUAUUAGGGUUUUUCCUAUUUGAGAAAUUGGAGUCACUAAAAAGUAAAAUUUCCAAAAUCCAUUUAAACGUGGCACCAAGGGAUUGGCUCAAGAGAUAUAAACUUACUUGUGUCCUAAGGCAAUUCUAACUCCUACAUCUACUAGGACCUUUGAUUUCUAGUUGUCCUAAACCAAAACAACUUGUUAUAUUGAAUUAAUUUUCAAAACCGCCAAUCACAGAUAGAAUCUUACUCCGUCUUGAGUUAGGAACUAAUCAACAUACAACUUUCUAUAUAAACUAAACCACCUAAGGUGCAUCUGCAACGAAGAAACUCUUGUUCUGUCUUCAGAAGAUUAAGAUGGGAUCAAAGAAGUUAGCGAUGUUGGUUAUCUUUGCGGUUUUUGCUUUAUUAAAUCUCCUCUACAUGGAAUCUCCGACAUGUACUCUCUCCGACGAUAAACCACCGUUCAAACCAAACGUUCCUCUUCCCGGAACCACUGUCCCUAUGAGGACCAGUAGUAGCAACGUCUCUGUUGUGACCUCAGAUCUACAAGAAAAAGAGGAGACAGAUCCGUUGUUACCUCCUCCCAAAGCUACCAAGAGCGAGAGAAUCAUCUGGUUCAGGAGGAAGCUACCUGAGCUGGAGAUACUCAA